AAUGAAGCUUAAAAAAAAUGAUGACUAAAUGCAUUAAGUAAUUUUCAACUUGAAAACCUAGGAAUAAUAGAUGCUAUAUAAUAAGAAAUAUGCAUUUUUUACAUUGUCAAACGAUAAAUAUGUCUAAAUUGUUUGUGAAUUACCCAACAUUUUCACUGUAGAAGAUGCUAUAACAUUCACUCUUAGUCAAUUCUAAUUGGAAAUAGGUAAAAAGAAUCAAAAUAAUUACUUAGGAGAAAACUUCAAACCAAAAAAAGGAGGUGAUUACGUAUUAAAGAUUUCAAAAAAGUCUGGGCAGCCAAAAGAUGAUUUGCCAAGUAAUUAGCUGGAUAUUAUUUUGGCAUAGAUUUAGAUAAUGAAUAAAUACUGUUCGAAACAGGGAGUUAAACAUUCACUUUAGUGUAGAAAAAUAAUCUAUAAAAUUCUGAAAAUUAAAAAUAACCUUAAUCUUCAGUGACUACAACAAUGUGCUCGUAAUAAGAACAAUAGGAUAUAUCCAUCAAGUCUAGAGUAUCAUAUACGAAUGGAUUAAAUAAAGGAAAAGUAGUCUCAUUAUACAUAUUAUUCUACAUAGAAACCCAUCAAAGAAAAUGAUAAGAACGAAAAGAGCGGAGGUUUUUGCUUUUUCAAUAAGUGUUUUUGA
This is a messenger RNA of Paramecium pentaurelia, 643 nucleotides long. Lineage: Eukaryota; Ciliophora; Oligohymenophorea; Peniculida; Parameciidae. The record is from the annotation of a GenBank genome assembly.